Fibroporia radiculosa is the source of this 2685-nucleotide messenger RNA. RefSeq lists its product as uncharacterized. Bases 1 to 2685 code for a protein of 894 amino acids. Lineage: Eukaryota; Fungi; Basidiomycota; Agaricomycetes; Polyporales; Fibroporiaceae. The transcript is spliced from 4 exons. The record is from RefSeq and is a predicted model, not a curated record.
AUGGACGACUCAGAAUCAUCCCCAUCACCCCUCGAAGAAGUGUCUGGCGCGCGGAGGAGGGAUCACGACCCGCAGAGGCGAGGUCAUCGCUCUUCAAAAGAUCGUGACCGCCUAUUCAUGGGGGGGUCAAUGCGCGAACUUGCUCGCUUACUCGUAUACCAAGAACAUGAUACCAAGGAUCUCCGGAAGAUGUUUGCAGACGUGACCGAACAGCUCAAGGCCGAGACGCUGCGCGCUGACACUGCGGAGGGCAGGGCAAGGGAAGCUGUGCUUCGCUUGAAGUCUGCUAACGAUGCUAAGGUCAUCGCACAGCAAGAGGCUACACGUGCCAAUGAAGAGCUGCGUCUUUACAAACUGCAGCUUGACAAUGCGCAGAGAGAGAUAAACAGGGCGCAGCAAAUCAUCGAUACGGUGGAAGCUCAGAGAGCAGAGGCCGAAGAAGUUGCGGCUCGCGCGCGGACGACAGCGCGGAAGCUAAAGGAAGAGAAAAUUAUACAGCUUGCCCGAGAAGAAGGUCGAAGGCAGGGUUUGGAAGAAGGGCUUUCAAGAGGGCGGAGCAUUGGGUUUGAGGAAGGGAGAGCAGAGGGCUACGCUCGAGGUUCGGCGGCGACAGCGAGGUCGCGACAUUCUUACCCAGACGACUUGUCUGAGUCGCCUGUUGAUGAGCGAAGCCGUCAUAGAGACCCGACGUCAGGGCCCUCUGGAUCAUCCCCAGACGACUAUGACUCACGACCACAGUCAACAUACUCGCGCGUUGUGGAACAGAAUACGCCCGCUUCUCGUCCGGUUACGAUGCCCGUGCCCGUACCAGAGCCGCAGCCUGUCAAGGCGACCACACCCCUAGUGGUACAUAAUGCAACAAUGUCGCCCUCUCAUCCUCCUGUAGACUUUCCUCCGGACGGAUGGAUACCCAAGAUUGAUGGCGACGACCGUAUUCGUCUCCCUCCCCCUCAUGAGUUAGCACCCCCGCCUCCUACGACGCCGUCGCCCCCUUCAACAGCUGCUCUCCAGAAUGUUCCUCUCCAGGAUGCUCCUGAUGACAGACCGCCUUUGAUGAUCCCCCCGCCAGCAGCCGGAGAUUACGGCGAGUCCGCCAUGUCGGACAGUGAUUCAAUGACCACGCCGACCCACCAUCGGCCUCGACAUCGUCGUCGGCGGUCGUCAGAAUCUCAAUCGACGACAAUGUCACAGUUUGAACUCUUGGGACCACCCGUCACAGCUGCCACGCGCGGUGUGGCUAGGGAACGGCCGGUUGUCUUGAGUUCUAUUGCAGAGGAAAGGGAGCGCACAUCGACUAUGUCCUCUCCCGCUCCGAACCAUGGCGCAUCGCCAUAUAUGCCGUCCACAGGCUCGACAUUCUUCAUGCCUCUGGGCAGGCCACCAUCACAACCAUCGACCGUGGACAUGAGAUCUGACGAUGGUGGUAGGGGACUCCCUCGCAAUAUAUAUAUGCGCCCGGCACAUUCACCCAAUUCUUCGCCCGAGUCGGGUCAUGCUCCCGGUCCUGGUAUGACAUUGCGACCACCUUCCCAACAAGGAAGUCGUACUUCUAGUAUCUCAGCGGAAUAUGACAUUCAGAUUGAACCUCCCUCUGGCCCUGAGUCUGAACAGUCCAGAUCAGGAUCGGCACCCAUGACACCACAUCUUCUGAGCGCAGAAGACGUGCCGCCUUUACCACCUGCUGGUGGAUCUCCAGCUAGUUCUCAACAACAGGGGACGUCUGGAAUGUCGCCAUCAAGUCCGGCUCCUAUAGUCUUACCAGACGGUCAACUGCCUCCUGGAUUUCAGCCGAUUGGGCCCCCUGUCGCUGCGAGUUCUUUCGGAUCCAUGGCAGGAGUCCAGCCUCCUAUGGGUAUGGUACCACAGACUAUUUACUCUAUGGGGCCUGCAGGUGUCCCGCUCCCGCCGUCUACUUAUGGAGGCACGCCAUCGGUCGUCGGCUCUGUUGUCACACCAAGCACGUUUCGCGUAACAGAGCCAGUCAUACCUCAUCUCAUGACCCCCGGCGCUGGCGGACUGGCCAGUAUACAGCUGGGGAACAGAUACAGCCGUUCUGCAUUGAGGGACUCAUCGUCAGACUCUGAUGCAUCUUCUGGCAUGGGUGGAUCCAUGGAUUCGCUGACUACACCCCCGACACGACGCAAAGACCUCUCCAGGCAAUCGACCCCAGCUUACGCGGUCGCACCAAUCCCGCCGAACGUCACAUAUCCUGUCCCGCCAACGCCGCGAUCGACAGGCUCUCGCACGACAGCCGCUAAAGUUCCUCUACCUCCGUCAACUGCGCCGUCCAUCGGUAGUCCCGUGUCCGCAGCAGCAUAUCCGUAUGGACAGACGCCGUACAAUAGAAGUAAUCUCGCCCUCGACACGAACAGAACGCCAGCGAAUAGACCUAUGUCGCCAAUGACGAGCAGUGUGCGAGGAACUCCGGCACCUGUUCACGUUGAGCCUCGAAAUUCGAUAUAUGACCUCCGUUCUCGAAAUGCUGAAGAUAACAUUACGCACUACGAUGCCACUGCAAAUGCAGGGCCCCCGCGACCACCCUCUGCCGCUCGAAUGUCUGCCGUAGGAUCCCCAUCAGUCUCACAGGUUUCUCUAGCGCCGACGAAUACCACUUCAAAGUCAAAAAAGUCCAAAAAGUCCAAAAAGUCAAAAUCUAGAAUCGCUUCUGUCGAGGAAGAGGAUUGA